Messenger RNA from Cuscuta campestris, 1116 nucleotides. The record is from the annotation of a GenBank genome assembly. NCBI's taxonomy places the organism in Eukaryota, Viridiplantae, Streptophyta, Magnoliopsida, Solanales, Convolvulaceae.
CUAUUGGAAAUUAUUCGUUCUACAUGGUAUGAGAGCCCUAAUUCUAGGCUUCCGUUUCCUCCCUCUCUCUCUCUCGAUCGGAAAUCCCCCCCCCCCACCCUUCUACCGAUUUUCUACUUCGCCUCUCUCGGCAGCCAUGGCCGACGAAAAUUCUUCCUCCGGCAAGGUGACUUCAACCUCCGAUAACUCUUCCUCCAACAACUCCCCCCAUCUCGCCUUCACAACUAUAUCCAACAUCAAACUUCAUAUCCCCGUGCAACUCAGUCUGUCAGAGCCGAAUUACAAAAAGUGGAGUCGUUUGUUCUGCCUCUUGAUUCUCUGCUUCAAUCUCAAAGGCUUCAUCGACGGCACCACCAUCGCCUCUUCUGCAAAUGACGCCGAAUGGUACCAAUUUGAUGCACUAAUUCAAGGGUGGAUCUUGUCCACCAUUACGGAUGAGGUUUUCGAUCUCGUUCUUGCCAACAAUCUCUCCGCUCAUGCACUAUGGAAGGUUAUCUACAAUCUCUUCCACGACAACAAGCAUGCCCGGGCGAUGCAAUUGGAACAUCGCUUCCGCACCACCGUGAAAGGCAACCGAUCUAUCAACGAAUAUUAUCGUCUUCUCAAGAACCUCUCCGAAUUCCUUGAUGAUGUUGAUGCUCCGGUGACCGAGCAUGCCCUCGUUCUACAGCAGCAAUCAGACUCCAUCCACGGCGCCGGCGCAUCGCCCACUGCCUUCCUUAGCACCGGAAGUGGCGGCGGCUUUAGGGGCGGUGCACAACGGCAAGACAAGGCGAACGGACAUGGUUGCUAUGGCGGAUAUGACAGAGCUCUUGGCGGCGGCAAGGGCCGCGGUCGAGGGCGUGGCGGCGGCGGAUCUCAGUGGCAUCCAUCGGGCCAACACUACGCCAAAAACAGUGUCAGACAACUGUUGAUUAACUACUGCUUGUGAAAAAACAGUAGUUAAAAAAAAUCAGACUACUGUUUGUUGUUGUUGGCUAAAAAAGUAGUAGUCUAGCUAUUAUGCUUAAAACUACUUUUAAAGUUUCGAGAAAUGGUAUUCUAUUAUUAGUUGUCUGUGCCAUACCAAAACACAGUUUUUGUUAUCACAGUUGUCAAUAAUAAGUUAAGAACACU